AUGGCUACUAAUCAGGAAUCUCCUGCUGAAUUUGUUACUCUGGCUUCUAAUGAUGGGUUCGAGUUUGUAAUCCCGAGGAGUGCUGCCUGCGUAUCAGGCACCCUUCGCAGAAUGCUGGAACCGUCAAGCAACUUCUCAGAAGCAGUCACAGGACGGUGCGUGCUAGAAACAUUGAAUGGCGUGGUACUCGAAAAGGUUUGCGAGUACCUUCUCUACAAUGAACGAAAUAAAGGACAGACAAAUGUCCCUGACAUGGACAUUCCCCCUGAACUCUGCCUAGAAUUGCUCAUGGCUGCAGAUUACCUGGAUAGUCAGUUAUUCCACCUUACUUUCUUGCUAUGUUCUCUGAAUCCUUUGAAUCCAGUUAUUCUAACCCAUGUUAUAGCAUGA
Trichophyton rubrum CBS 118892 is the source of this 390-nucleotide messenger RNA. RefSeq lists its product as uncharacterized. The record is from RefSeq and is a predicted model, not a curated record. The coding region runs from base 1 to 390 and encodes 129 amino acids. Lineage: Eukaryota; Fungi; Ascomycota; Eurotiomycetes; Onygenales; Arthrodermataceae. The transcript is spliced from 3 exons. Gene Ontology annotation, molecular function: protein-macromolecule adaptor activity. Gene Ontology annotation, biological process: ubiquitin-dependent protein catabolic process. Gene Ontology annotation, cellular component: elongin complex.